This is a messenger RNA of Hemicordylus capensis (graceful crag lizard), 2037 nucleotides long. RefSeq names its product antihemorrhagic factor cHLP-B-like. The record is from RefSeq and is a predicted model, not a curated record. Gene Ontology annotation, cellular component: extracellular region; extracellular matrix; blood microparticle. NCBI's taxonomy places the organism in Eukaryota, Metazoa, Chordata, Lepidosauria, Squamata, Cordylidae. Bases 1 to 1188 code for a protein of 395 amino acids. The transcript is spliced from 8 exons. Gene Ontology annotation, biological process: negative regulation of endopeptidase activity. Gene Ontology annotation, molecular function: endopeptidase inhibitor activity.
AUGCACAAGUAUAUCCCCCUCCAGGUGCUGUCAUAUGGAGUGCUUUGGCUUCUUGAACUGGACUUACUAGAGACUGACUGCCAUGUGUCGAACCCUAUGCCUGUUGCCAACUGUGCCGUACGAAAACGGACACAGCAUGCUGUUAAAGGGGAUUGUGAUGUCCGCAUGCUUAAGGAUAGGGGACGCAUUUCUAUUACCACUAGAUGCCAUUCAACUCCAGAUUCAGCUGAAGAUGUUGUAAAAUUCUGCCCCGAUUGGCCACUUCUGGCCCCUCUGAAUGACCCUGCUGUGGUCAGCGCUGCUGAUGCUGCCCUCCUUGUGUAUAACAGCUUAGAAACUACUUUGGAGCACUAUAUGAUCACUGAGAUUGCCCGAGCGCAACACACAGUGGAUGGCAUAAGGCAGCCUCAGAUGCUGGUAGAGGAUUCAGACUGCAAAAACCUGCCUCAGGUUCAUAACAUGCCGCCGGCAGUCUAUGUGGAGUUUGCAAUUGGCAGCACGAACUGCACCCACCACGCCAAUGAGCAUGUGGAAGUUAAACGACUUUGCGCUGUCUCUUUGUCUCAGUCAGUGGCGGACAGACUAAACAUGCUGCCGAUAGACUAUGUGGACUUUACAAUUGGCAGCACGAACAGCACCCACCACUCCAAUGAGCAUGUGGAUGACAACUGCCACCUGGAGACAGGCAACCACUCACACGCUGGGUUCUGCAAGGCAACAGUCUUCAAGACUCUUAAUGAAUCUGGAGAGGUGCAGUGUGAGAUUUAUAAAGAGGCUGGACACAGCCGCAGCCAUAAGCACCUGGCUGGACAUCACAUUGGAGGAAACCGUCCUUCCCCUGGACAUGGCCACACUGUCCUUAACCUCUUUCAUUCCCACAAUGACACAUUCGCAUCCCAUACAUCCCAUGAAUCUGCCGAACGUGUUGUGGAGGAACACAUUGGAGGAAACCGUCCUUCCCCUGGACAUGGCCACACUGUCCUUAACCUCACUCAUUCCCACAAUGACACACUCGCAUCCCAUGAAUCCCAUGAAUCUGCCGAACAUUUUGUGCCCUCAGUACUACCUGCCGUGGUUGAAAGAGCAGCUGUAGAGGUUGCCAGCCCGAAGAGAACAGCAGCAGCAUCUCCAUUUCCUCUUAAGCCUCUGAAACUCUGUCCAGGGAGGACACGGCAUUUCACUUUGUAGGAUUCAAGCCUUAAGGGCUGAGCCUAGUGGUUUGUCUGGAGCAUAUACCCCAUGAGUGAGAAUGCAGAGAAACCCUGAGAUCACUGAGUGAAUCGCAUAUCUCUUAUAUAGUCCUAAGUUUGAACUGAAAUUCUUGACUCCAGGGAGGCUUCAUCCCGAUGCUACAGCAAAUAUCAGUAGCCUGCAAACAUAUUAUUAGAGCGAGCAUAUGUGUAUUCUGCUGAUUCGCUUUGUAAAUGUGCAGAUUCUGCUGCCCACGACAGAAUUCGGCAUCCUCCAUCUCUACCGUCAUCUUUGUUUUAAAAUCUAGUUGAACUCCUGUCACUAGAGACACCAGUUGGGGGGAAACGCAGAUAGUGCCUGAUGGAAUCCUAGGGCAGGAGUGGUCAAACUUGGGUCCCCAGAUGUUGUUGUUGGACUUCUGGUCCCAUAAUCCCCAGUCACAAUGUCAAAAGGCCAUUAAGGCUGGGGAUUAUAGGAGCUGAAGUCCAGUCUGGGACCCAGGUGUGAGAACCCCUCUCCUAGGAGGAGGACUUAGGAGAAUUUUGCAUAAUUCUUCAUCUCUUCCCUUUGAAAGCAAAAGCAGAAUAAGCUGUAUGCAAAUGCAGUCAUUCGUAUGCACAAUCUGGUGGGAAGCAAAGUUUAGAAGGAAGACUAUACAGGGCACUGAACAGAAGGGACCAAGAACUUCAUGAAAAAGAGCACAUCUUUUUGUGUUCUCCAAGUGAUUUUUUUUUUAAAUGUCCAAAAUUGCUAAGGCACAUUACAGCAUCAGUGAUGGAAAAUCUGUAUUCUGAAAAUAAGCAAACCCAAUGAUGGUGCUUCAUAAAUAAAACUCUAAACUCAAAA